Drosophila rhopaloa is the source of this 1430-nucleotide messenger RNA. It is a transcript of the gene mus81, whose product is annotated as crossover junction endonuclease MUS81. The record is from RefSeq and is a predicted model, not a curated record. Gene Ontology annotation, biological process: mitotic intra-S DNA damage checkpoint signaling; DNA catabolic process; double-strand break repair via break-induced replication. The coding region runs from base 144 to 1424 and encodes 426 amino acids. Gene Ontology annotation, molecular function: DNA binding; crossover junction DNA endonuclease activity; 3'-flap endonuclease activity. Lineage: Eukaryota; Metazoa; Arthropoda; Insecta; Diptera; Drosophilidae. Gene Ontology annotation, cellular component: nucleus; Holliday junction resolvase complex. The transcript has a single exon.
GAGGCCGGCAUUGCCAGACCAAAAAACCUAAUUAGACGCGCAAUUGACCGGCAUGGCCAUACUAAAAUAACCAAAUUAGACGCGCGAAUGUAUAUUUAAUUGUGAAUUUGUUAGUUAUCGUUGUUAAAAGUGAAUGUAUAAUUAUGGAAACGCGCCUGGAAGUGCGUCUGCGUGAGCCGAAUCCGUUGUUUACCCGCUGGCUGGAACGCUGGUUGCGGGAAGCGGAGCGACGCCAGCAGAAGUCCCAGUUUAAACUUCGCCAGGCACUGGAGUCCCUGAAAAGCUAUCCAUUACCUUUGUCCAGUGGACGGGAUUGCUCGAUUCUGCGAGGAUUUGGAGGGACCCUCUGUCAGCUGAUUGACGAGGAGUUGCGCCAGCACAAGGGCCUACAAUUGGUGCCCCACGAGGUCGUAGUGCAGGAGCACUACGAGCAGCAGGUGCAGGAAGUUAUCCGUCAGAUUCAUGAGAAACAAAUGGAGCAGCAGAGGCGCCAGGACAAGAGGAGCAAACCCAAAAAGCCAACCAAAAAGGAGCAGCUGGAGUUGGUAGCCCUCGAGGAGCGGGAACGCCUGGUUAAGAUGCAGCCAGGAGGAUUUAAGUUGCUGCUUUUGGUGGACACCCAGGAGACCAGUGGCAAAAACAAGAGGGUUCUAGACCAAACGAGGAGCUACCUAGAAUCCUUUGGAGCGCAGCAUGAAGUUCGUCGUUUAACCAUCGGCGACUUCCUUUGGAUAGCCCAGGAUUCAGAGGGCAAUGAACUGGUUUUGCCUUACAUUGUAGAGCGCAAGCGCAUGGAUGACCUGGCAUCAAGUAUACGCGAUGGUCGCUUCCACGAACAGAAGCACAGGCUGCAGCAAAGUGGCUUGCAGAAAAUCAUCUACCUUGUGGAGGACUAUGGGGACAAUGAGCAGAUCGGCCUGCCUCUAGACUCCUUGCUGCAGGCCCUUGCCAAUGCCAGAGUUCAAACUGGUGUUCAGGUGGUGCGCACGGAGAAUCACUACCGAUCCAUGAGCUAUUUGGCCGGGAUGAGUCGCUCCCUGGGUCAGAUCUUUGCCAGAAAGAUGCUGCACAGCGUGGAUCGCGGGUCACUAGUCAAAUCCUCUUGCGUGCUCACGGAUUCCGAGCUAGGAUUGCUUAAGUUUCGUGCCUUAUACGAGGAUUCCGCCAAGAAUGCGCAGCUAACAGUGCGAGAAGUCUUUGUGCAACAGUUGUUGCAGCUGCACUCCCUCUCCCUCGAACGAGCGAUGGCCAUUGUGGAACAAUAUCCCACUCCACGCUGCCUGCUGGAGGCCUACGAUGAGUCGCCAGAUCCAAAAGAGGCCCGAUUACUCCUCUCCAGGAUCCCGUACGGACCCUUAGAACGUCCGCUGGGCGACAAAAUCAGCCAGUGCCUGCACGAAUUUUACACCACGCACUUUCGUUAGGAUUAG